Phytophthora infestans T30-4 is the source of this 864-nucleotide messenger RNA. RefSeq lists its product as uncharacterized. The record is from RefSeq and is a predicted model, not a curated record. NCBI's taxonomy places the organism in Eukaryota, Oomycota, Peronosporomycetes, Peronosporales, Peronosporaceae. Bases 1 to 864 code for a protein of 287 amino acids. The transcript has a single exon.
AUGACACACCGCCGUGCUUUCUGGGAGUGGGCCCUACACGCUCCUCUUGUCACUGCAGCGGCCAUGCCUCAGCGUCGUAAGCUGAAGAUGCGCGCCGUCCAAGCUCGCUGGGCCUUCACAAGCAUUUGCAUAGAGACAUGGGGCUUUUAUGCCUUCCUCGAGAUGUUAGAGAAGCGCCCUGAGAUGUAUUGGCUCGGGGGACAGCCCGGCAGAGCCACACGCCAUGGCCGCCCCUACAACGGACCCAUUGCCGAGGACCUAGCGACCCUGAAGCAGAAGGACAAGGAACGCUACGGCGCCACGCUCGAGAACGCGCUGGACCCGUCGAAUAUCGACACUUACGGGUACCCCAGCAUGCGCUCUUUGUUUGAGUCUACGGACGCGCUGAAUCCGGAUGCAGACGAGAAGAGCCGGCUCUCCCUUGCUGCCUUAGCGCGAGUUCGCCGCGACACCAUGUCAAGCACGAAACCAAACGUGACUUGGGCUGGUGAGAAGAACGAGGAACCGUGGCAGGCGCUCGUAAACAACCACGCCGUCAAGCUGGCUCAAGAUGACAUUAUGGCCCAGAUCACGGCGGGAACUUACGAAGUCCCAACUGUCCGUCCACCGUCCGGUGCGGAACGUCGUCGCGACGAGUGGUCCGAUUCGAAGAUGAAGGCGAGGACGAAGAGAAGGAAGCUGCGGCCGAUGACGCUUCUGGUAACGACGACGAGGAGUCCGAAGCCGAUGACGACGAAGACGAGCAGGAAGAGGAGGAAUUCGUCGAGCACGAGGACGGCGACGAGGAAAGCGAUAAGGACGAAGAUGAGGACGACCCGAAGAAGGCCGCCAAGUAGCACGUCUUUGCGAUGUAGCCGUUCGUAG